Messenger RNA from Suillus subalutaceus, 715 nucleotides. RefSeq lists its product as uncharacterized. The transcript is spliced from 2 exons. NCBI's taxonomy places the organism in Eukaryota, Fungi, Basidiomycota, Agaricomycetes, Boletales, Suillaceae. The record is from RefSeq and is a predicted model, not a curated record. Bases 202 to 585 code for a protein of 127 amino acids.
GGGUCGAGUGCCAGCAUGCCAUAGCUCAUAGACAACGUCGUCACCCCCUACUUGUACUUGACUUGAAAUCCUCGAACCUCGCACCUCUGAAUUCAAUGUCUGCUACGCUAUUGUCGGAGGAGACCACAAAGAAACAAAACUCGCAACUUCUUGUUCUGAAACAUGGUCAAAACCGGGUAAUGGUUAAACGGCGAAGGUCGUAUGAUGUGGGCGGAACAACCAUUUAAAUCUUUGAUGGCUCAUAGAUAUCAUAAGCUCAUGCUUGAAUCUGCCUGUAAAUGUUUCCCAGGCAUUCCGAGAGAUGUAGUCACGUUGCAGACAAAUGAACUCGAUGUCUGCGAAGGUCACUAUGUGGACAUCACGGCUGAAAUAUGGGACGAUGUCAUUGACUUGCUCAACGUCAUCGAGGUGACUCGGUGUGAGGGAAUGACAUCGCCCGUCCCACUGCCGCUUGGUGCUCGUCAUUGUAUCUCAUCGCCUGAUAAUCAAUCGACGCCAAGUCGGGUUAACAAACAGGACAGCUCGAAUGAUGGUAAAGUCACAAUCAAACCUUGUUUCUCCAUCUGGCGAGAUUCAGACUACUAGAGUCUCGAGGGAAAUGCGGGUGGACAAACUUAUUGCUGAUGGUUGUAAGACAUUGGGACAUCCCACUGAUUUCAUGGCAAUUCAGUCCGUGGGUGGAGGUAUGGGUGGGGUAUUCAUGAAAGAGAACCGG